AUGAACAUCACGGCGCCCGUUUUGAGGCUCGUGCGUCCAGCACGCCUGAUAUCAGGAGGCGCCGUCGGCUGCCCGUAUAGACAACAAUGCCGGUCUCUUGGACACAGCACCGCGCUCUCUGCCGGCCACAACAAGUGGUCCAAGAUCAGGCACGAAAAGGGCGCCGCCGACAUCAAGAAGACGGCAUUACGCGCACAGAUGUCCAAAGCGCUAUCCAACGCCUGUAAAAUGUUUGGCGAGGGUAGCCCGCAGCUCGCAACAGCCGUUACCGCGGCCAAGAAGGCCGGCGUGCCCAAGGCCGUCAUGGACGCCGCCAUCGCGCGCGGCCUGGGCCGGUCCGCGACCGGCGCCGCCCUGGAGAGCAUGAUCUUCGAGGUCGUGGUGCCGCUGCCGUCGUCCGUCUCCGUCGCGGUCCUGGUCGAGGUCGAGACCGACAGCAAGCUCCGGUCGCUGCACGACAUCAACGCCACCAUCAAGAAGAACUCGGGCACGGUCACGCCGGCCAAGUUCUUCUUCUCCCGCGCCGGCCGCGCCGUGUUUGCGCGCCAUGACUCUCUGGGACCCGACCAGCUCAUGGACGACGCCAUCGAGGCCGGGGCCGAGGACUUGGAGUCGGACAAGGAGGGUAACAUUGUCGUUUGGACGCAGCCAACCCAAGUCACUCAACUUGUUAAGGACCUUGCGCCCAAGUUCGGCCUCGAGACCUUGAGCUCUGAGAUAAUAUGGUCACCGGUCGAGGACACAAUGGCCACUGUCGGCUCGUCAGAUGAGGCCAAGCGGCUGGCCGAGCUUCUUUCUGCUUUGCGAGAGCACAGCGAGGUCCAGUCGAUUUACUCCAACGCGGCCAGGGGGCAGAGCCUCAGUGAUGAGGACUGGUCUUCGGUAGUGGAGAGCCUAGACUCGUAG
Molecule: messenger RNA, 906 nt
Organism: Gaeumannomyces tritici R3-111a-1
Lineage: Eukaryota; Fungi; Ascomycota; Sordariomycetes; Magnaporthales; Magnaporthaceae
Exons: 2
Coding region: 1-906 (301 amino acids)
Cellular component (GO): mitochondrion
Source: RefSeq, a predicted model, not a curated record